Messenger RNA from Chara braunii, 3734 nucleotides. The record is from the annotation of a GenBank genome assembly. NCBI's taxonomy places the organism in Eukaryota, Viridiplantae, Streptophyta, Charophyceae, Charales, Characeae.
GGGCGGGCGAGAUUACGGCUACCAAAGGGUCUUCGCGGUAACUCAGAGGAUGUUCUAAAUGAAUGGUGUUCCACGAUAGGGAGCAGAGACGCUUUGUCGAGUCCCCCUCGGAGGGCGGUGAGACCCUUAGAUUGAUUCCUAGCAACAGGGAGGUUCCCGACUGGGAAAGGAUAGAAGGAGUUAAGGCCACUGUGAGCGGGGAGUUCGUGUGGGUAGAGUCAAAAGAAGUUGAGGGUCGAGGGGGUGAGAAGUGUCUCAAGGUGACCGUUGUUAUCUUCGUGGCCCCCAAGGCUUGGGCAAAGGUCGUAGUACCCCUGGUCCUGGGACAAGGGGGUGGGCUGGGUAGGUUGUUACGAGAGGCGAGGGAAGUAAGGGAGGAAUGGAUAAGUAGGGUUCGGGAGCGAUUUGCGUUUACGGCUAUAGAAAGGGAGAGGUUCGCAGGAGAGGGAGAGCUUCCGAGGGCAUGCUAUCCGUUAGAUGUGAAGGUGCCGUCUUUCCUGUUCCAAGGGACUGACGAAGGAAAGAUAGUGAGGCUUCUAGAGAGGGGAAGGAGUCUAGGAUUAUCCUUCGGGGCCCUGUGGACGCUGAUUCGUUGGGAAUUUGAGACCUACAAGGAUGGUAGCGAAGUUAGGGUCGAGGGAAGUGUGGAGCUUAACCCGGAAUUGGGAGAGGACCGAGUGGUCCGCUCCGAGACGGAAUUUCUAGUGGAAGUCCGACGGCUGGCCUUGUGGAAAAGAAGAAGUUGGACCACGCUAGCUAGCUUUUCGGUCCACAUUAGGGACGCGGGUGGAGUGAGGUCCUCAAGAGCUUGGAGAAAACCCUUGCUAGAAGCAGAGAGAAGAUUCGAGGAAGACUCUAGGUAUCUAAGAACAUCGCUGACGUCUAUGACGCACCUUGUGGAAACCCGAUUUUGGGAUAGGACGGGAGAUUACGAGGAGGCUUUGCGUCAAACUCUGCGAGAGGACGAAGAAACCGGUCGCGCUAGGUGCGAGGACUCGUUGGUCGAGGCCGCCACAAGGUUGGCAGGCGUGAGGGACUUGAUUAGGAGAUGUGCGCAAGAAGGGAUUAGGGGCAUCUCGGACCUGGAAAUUGCAAACCUUGCAUUGGCCGCUAGCGAGGAGAAGAAACUGAGGGACUCUUGGUGGACAGUGACCAGUGAGGAGUCGGAGCGAGAGGGUGCUGGCGAGGAUUCUCGUGAAGAGAAGGGGGGAUCGGAGGAAGAAGAGGACUCGGAAGAUAGCACAGACGAUAGUGAGGGGGACGAGCCGGAAGAUAACGCAGACGAUAGGGUCACCGAAGCCCCAAGAGGCGUUCCGGUGGAAUCCCGAUGGGCGGACCCGAUGGACGCGGAGGCAAGGAUAGGGGAAGCGCAGGAAUUUCCUAGAGAUAGGCAGGGGUAUCGACCACUUAGGGCAGAGGAAGAAGAGUGUCAGGACAGGAGGGACUUAAGAGAAGGGAGGUCAGCAGAGACCGGCGGCAGGCCACGGAGAUGGGUCGAAAGGAUCCCGGAGGCCGUCACAGGUGAGAGGCAGGCUUUGGUAGGACAAAGAAUUGGCACGGAAAUGCGAAUGCCGGCGAGAGAAGGGGCGGUUGAGGGCUCGAGGGGCCUUCCUAUAGAAUCUUGGUGGGCGGAUUUACCGGACGCGAGAAUGGGAGAGGCUCUAGAAUUUCCAAGAGAUAGGGUGGGGUGUCGGCCACCCAGGAGAGGGGAGGAAGGGGGACCGAGCAAAAGGGACCUUAGAGACGAGAGGCCAGCAGAGGCUGGUAGUAGGCCACGGAGGUGGGCCGAAAGAGAAUCGGAUGCUGCAUGGGCUCCCCGCGAGAUAACGGGCAGAAGUCAGGGGGUGGAGGCCUGGAGAGGCUUUAAAGGGCAGGACCACGCUCGGUGGGAGACGGAUUGGCCGAAUGAGGAGAGCCGCUACGGGGAAGACCCCUGGGGACCGCCAAGACCCCGGGCACAGAUAGAGGAGCCGGAUCCCUCGUGGUACAAGCCGUACGACCCAGCAAUCGAUGGGCCAAUGGAAGGACCCUAUUUUCGCCGAUACGACGACCGACGAGUCCCCUACUACGACGUCAACCUAGGUCUGGAGGCACUUUUCUUCGACGGACGUGAUGUGACUGGGUUCAUGGAGAAAUGGGAGAGUUAUGCUUACCGUAAAAGAUUCUCCGAAAGAGAAUGGAUCGACUACUUCAUCCAGCACUCGGACCCCGAGUUGGACCGCGCGAUCCGGGCUAUCUACCCCGCGGUUGGUCGAUGGAGGACCUUCGGGACGAGUCUAUUGCGAACUUUCGCCUGUGAUGAUCUGAUCCCUACCGUGGAGGGUUUGCGACGAAUUACAAGGGGAGAACGAGCGAGCUUGGUGACCUUCACCCGUAGGUUCAAGCGCCUGUCCCAAGCCCUGGUGGAUAGGGGGAUGUUGUCUGAAGUGGAUAGGUGCGUGAUGUUCAUGCUGCACCUACCCGAGGAAAAGAGGAAAGAGGUCCUUGAAAAGGCUCCGAGGGAUUCUGCCAAUUUCGAGAAAGUCGCCAAGGUGGUUUUCACAGGGGGAGGAAUGGAUGUGAGGGAGUACAUGAAAGAGACCUUGGACAUGGCACUCCGCAACAUGCGAGGCACGCGGAACGAUGGUCCAAGAGGGAACGAUAGACCGCCCCCGGGUCCACCUGGUCCCCGGUGGGGAGAACGGCCGACCGGAUGGAGGAACGAAUCAAGUGGUCAAGGAGGUUGGAGGAACGGCCGGGAGAUAGGGGGGAAUCGUGGUUCCGAUUGGGGGAAUUCCCAUUGGAAGGAUGCUAGGGAUGGAAGGUGGGGAGACACCCCUCAAGCAAGGACUUCUGGGCCAUGGCCUGAGUGCACACUUUUGGAAUACCUGGCCGCCAGCAAAAGCGUCAGAGAAGAACUCCUAAGCAUCACGAGGAAGGUGAGGGUCCAGCUCGCAGGAGGACCCACUGUGCCGGUGGAAGGUCCAACCAAGGAAGAAGUACAGGCCUCCCGCAUUACCAUGGAGGAACUACCUGUCAACUUCUUCUCAGGUGAGGAGGCCAAGAAAUUCUAUGUGUUAGGCAGCGGCCAGCUCCAGGCUGUGGUAAGUAGGAAAAAGAUGAGGGUUCUAGUAGACAAUGGGUCCAAGUCUACGGUGUGCAGGGACUCCAUCGCACAGGAGAUGGGCUUGGAGAUAGAUCGAGGGGUAUCAAUGUCAAUGGUAGUGGCCGAUAACAAGCUGCAACCGGUGGAAGGGGUGUGUCAUAGCCCCGUGAUUGAGGUCGCUGGCGUAGAGGCCACGGUCCCAAUCUUUUCGGUAAAAGAAUGCUCCUCCGAGUUGAUCCUCGGAAGAACCUGGCUAAGCGCGGUUCACGCUACCACGGUUGAUUUACCGGAAGGAAGUCAGACCCUCUCGAUCCAAAGUCCGGAUGGAAUCCGAGUGGUCCUAAAGACCGUAGAUGUGCAAGAUGAGCGUAACCGGACCAGCGUUGCUAGACGCAAGGGGAGCCAGUCGAGGGUGUGUCGAGUCCGUCUGGAGGAGGUGCCCUUGACGGAUAGGGGACCCAAGGGAGACCAACUGGAGGUCGAGGAUGUAGGGGAUAGGAUUGUGAUUAACGGUAUGGGGUAUGAGAAGGAGGACAAGGAGGAGGAAUUCGGUGGAUGCGUGAGUAUGUCUUUUUUGGAGGUAUACCCCUAGCCGGCGGAGUUAAGAAGCAUAAAACCGUGGCAGAGAAAGUAAAACCCGCCGCGGUCA